This is a messenger RNA of Trypanosoma rangeli, 615 nucleotides long. RefSeq lists its product as uncharacterized. The transcript has a single exon. Lineage: Eukaryota; Euglenozoa; Kinetoplastea; Trypanosomatida; Trypanosomatidae. The coding region runs from base 1 to 615 and encodes 204 amino acids. The record is from RefSeq and is a predicted model, not a curated record.
AUGAGUAUGGAGACGCAGCCGUUGGAAAGCCCCCCAAUCUACGUGGAGGAAAAGCCCCUGACGCAAAUCCCCCAACGAUUUCUCCUACCAGCUGCGCCUGGGAAGAAGGGGCGCGAGGCUUCCGUCGACGGGGGACGCCCGUCGGUGCACGAAUUGAUGCGGAACGACGACUACACGAAGAAAGUUGCACGCAGCUCGACGGGCCGACUGGUGUCUCACUACCGCGUCCCGGUGAGUCGUCCACUGCCGCUUCACACGCCGGAGGCCGGCGCGGAUCGGCGCCCUCUCAAGAGGAAUGUUGAGAGUGUCUUUGCCUCGCUCUUUCGUGGAUCGGGGGAGGGCGCCGUGGUGCCUGAUUUUUUGAAGCCUGCGGAGAACAACCGCCGACGCGAGAUUGAGGAGCGGAAGAAGCGAGAGGAGCAGGAACAGCCUAUUUUUGGCGACCCCGAUGCGAAGCAGCGCCUGCUGGAGCCGAAGCACAUGCCGAAACUUGACAUGAAGGUGCCGGUAGACUUCGUCCCGCGUUGCGCAGCGAUGAGGACGCAGUCGAUCCCGAUCUACGCCGAAAAGGAGGACGCACAGGCCCAAGCAGCGCCGGAAAGAAGGGGCGGCUGA